Molecule: messenger RNA, 1353 nt
Organism: Brachypodium distachyon (stiff brome)
Lineage: Eukaryota; Viridiplantae; Streptophyta; Magnoliopsida; Poales; Poaceae
Product: tryptamine hydroxycinnamoyltransferase 1
Exons: 2
Coding region: 101-1198 (365 amino acids)
Molecular function (GO): acyltransferase activity, transferring groups other than amino-acyl groups
Source: RefSeq, a predicted model, not a curated record
CCAGCCGUCCUCCAUCCCGGACUCGCAGAUCAGCCACAUCAAUCAGCCUUGUGCCAGCCGCGAAACGCACAGCACAGACAAGGCGCGAUCCGGUCCCAAAAUGGCAGCAGCGGCAGUGCCACAGGUGCACAUCGAGUCCGUGCAGACGGGGCUGCCGACGCGCGUGGUGGAGCCCGACAGGACGCGGCUGAUCGCCGUGGCCGCGCCGCCGCUCCCGGAGGCGGCGCUGCAGCGGCGCUUCCGGGCCGUGCUCUACUACCGCGGCGGCGAGCAGAAGGCGGAGUGGGAGGAAGGCGUGUGGGUGAAGGAGUCGCUGGGCGAGGUGCUGUGCUUCUACCCGGAGAUGGCGGGCCGGCUCCGGCGCCGGGGCGAUGGGUCCUGGGAGGUGAAGCUCAACGACGCCGGCGUGCGGUUCCAGCAGGCCACCGUGGAGGCCACCAUGGAGGACUUCCUGGCGGACAAGGACCGGGUGCGCAAGGAGUCCGCGCUGGCGCCAUGGAUCGACGUCACCGCCGAGGACCCGGACAUGUGCUCGCUCCUCUUCAUGCAGCUGAACCGGUUCCAGGACGGGGGAUACGCGGUGGGGGUGAGCUGCACGACGCUGCUGGCGGACCCGCUGGCGCUGGCGCGGUUCCUGCUGGCGUGGGCGCGCACGCACGCCGAGAUGAAGGAGCAGAACAAGGCCGCGAUCAGGCCCAUGAUGCAGUACAUGGCCUACUUCCAGCGCCCGGAGAUCUGCUGCAAGCGCAUCCGCUCCUACCCCAUCGACUCCGCCGCUUCCGCCGAAGACAACGGCCUCCACGCCCACACCGCGCUCUUCAGGACCACCAACGCCGCCACCGCCGCCUCGCCCGAAUCCCGCCGCGCGCUCGCCAGGGCGUGCAUCGCGCGGGCCAGCGAGGAGCUCGGCGGCGCCGGCGCCGGCAUCAGGGCGCCGCCGCGGUUCUCGCUCGUCGUCGCCCCCGAGGACUCCGCCCGCGGCGGGACGACCAUCGAGACGGUCACCGCGGAUGCCGGCGGUGGACACGCCGCGCUGGAAGCCGCGCAGUGGAGCGACCUGGGGCUGGAGGAGCUCACGCUCAGGGACGCCAAGCCCGUGCAGGUGUCGUGCAGAAUCGUGACGCGUGGGGACGAAGGGCUCGUCGUCGUGAUGCCGGAUGGCGAUGGUUUCCUCGUCUCCGCGACCAUCCCCAUGUAGACCGACCAAAACAGAGAGAGAUCUUGCGUCAGGCAGUGUUGUGCUUUUCCUUUUGCAGGGAACUCAAAUAAUUAAGCAAAAUGUGUUCGCCAUAUAUUCAUAUUGAUUUCCACGUACGAAAAUAUAUAUUAAUAAAAGUAAAUUUGUUGUUUUUA